Messenger RNA from Bombyx mandarina (wild silkworm), 9998 nucleotides. RefSeq names its product unconventional myosin 81F (gene Myo81F). The record is from RefSeq and is a predicted model, not a curated record. Gene Ontology annotation, molecular function: ATP binding; protein binding; cytoskeletal motor activity. NCBI's taxonomy places the organism in Eukaryota, Metazoa, Arthropoda, Insecta, Lepidoptera, Bombycidae. Gene Ontology annotation, cellular component: myosin complex; cytoskeleton.
CGGGCGUGAGCUCAAUCGAGCAGCUGUUGCAAAAGCUCGGUUUCAUUCAUUCGUUAUUUCGAUCAUUCCGUUCUUUCUUUCAGUCUCGUUUAGCUUCGGAACGGUAGUGGUGUUGUUCUUCGUGUUAAAAAUAUAUAGUAAAUUCAAAAUAUUUAAAAUUAAAUAAACUUCCGUUACAUUACUAUUUAAAGUUCAAAUUAAUGUAAGAAAAAAAUACUUGUGUGCAGAUUCGUCAUUUUUUUAUUUCAUAAGUGGAUUUUUCGUACACAUGUGAUCGAUAUUGUUUUCGAAAAACACUUUCGUCGUCGGGGAUAAGCUUACGAUGAGGCGACCGUGACGACUUAACCCUUCGACGUGACAAAGACUCAAAUAACAGACAAGAUGGGGGUGCCGAACGAGAAUGACGCCGACCCGGGCGUUCCAGAUAUGACUAUGAUGCCACAGAUUACCGAACAGGCCAUCAACGACAACCUCAAGAAGCGGUAUCUUCGCGACCUUGUAUAUACAUACACUGGCUCAAUUCUGGUCGCAGUCAAUCCCUACAAGGAGUUAGGAUGCUACACAAUGGAACAUAUGCAGAACUACAGGAAUAAAACCUUUGGGACAAUGCCGCCCCAUGUGUUUGCGUUGGCCGAAUCCGCUUACAGCCUCUUGCAAAAUGGAGAAAAAAAUCAAUCCGUCGUGAUAUCCGGCGAGAGCGGUGCCGGGAAGACGGAAACAACGAAACUAAUACUUCAGUAUCUGUGCGCUGCUGGGGGACAAGCUUCGUGGGCUGAACAACAAAUCUUGGAAGCGAACACAGUUUUGGAGGCUUUUGGUAACGCAAAGACUGUUCGAAACGACAAUUCAUCAAGGUUCGGCAAGUUUGUUGAAGUGCGACUCGACCAUCGCGGCAGUAUCCGAGGUGCCGUACUGAGAGACUUUCUGUUGGAGAGGGCCAGAAUAACGGGUCCCGCGCCCAGGGAGACUAACUACCAUGUGUUUUAUCAACUGGUCGAGGGGGCCAAACACAAUAAUGAGCUGCGGAACACGUUACGCUUACGACAAGAAGUUCACUUCAAAUACCUUCGGCCUGAAGAUGAAGAGGCCCACAGAGGCCGCGGAGGGGAACAAGGGAAGCUCGAAGCGCUGCAACUGGCGUUGACUGUACUCCAAGUUCCACCUCACAUGUGCGAGGGGCUGUUUAAAGUUUUGGCUGCCGUUCUCUGGCUGGGGAACAUUCAGUUUCAGGAUGUUGACGGUGAGCGGUCGUCUCUUGCGCCCGAGGACUCUGAGGCGGUGGAGGCGGUCGCCAGCCUGCUGGGCCUAGCGCCGCCGACCGCAGAGCGAGUGCUGCUCGAACGACAGAUCAACGUGCGGGGGAACGUGACCGACAUCCCGCUUAGAUUACACGAGGCACGCGAGAAUCGGCACGCGAUGGCGCGCGCGUUGUACUCGCGCACGUUCGCGUGGCUCGUCCGGCACGUGAACAGCUGCUCGGCGCCGGGCCGCGAGGCUCCCCGGGCGCUGGGCGUGCUCGACAUCUUCGGCUUCGAGAACUUCGCUUCGAACUCGCUGGAGCAGCUCUGCAUCAACUACGCCAACGAGAAACUACACAUGUUCUUCAAUAAUUACGUCUUCGCGUUAGAACAGGAAAUUUACCGACAAGAAGGCAUCGUUUACAAUCAGAUACAGUUCACCGACAAUGCUGCUUGCCUCGAACUGUUAGAGAAACCACCGAGGAGUCUGCUCAAACUGCUCAGCGAACAAUGUCAUAUGCCGAAGGGCUCGGACAGCGCUUACCUAACUAAUAUACAAGGAGAAUUCGGCGAACACCAGAGCUUCGUGAAGGGCUCCCGGAGGAAAUGGGAGGAAGAGUUCGGGGUGCAACACUACGCCGGUACGGUGUCGUACAGCGUCCACGGUUUUGUCGAUAAAAAUAGAGAUACGCAACAAGACGCCUUCAUCGACCAUCUAAGUCGUUCGGCGAAUCCUUUCGUCAGGGAAUUGGCUGAUUACGUGCAAGACUUGGCACCUCCAGGUCAUGACAUGUCACUAUCAAGUCCGAAUUCAACUGGCACCACGCAGAGGGGCACGUCGAAGGGACGUCCUACUGUUGUCGAUACUUUUAGAGCUCAACUGCAAUCUCUAGUCGAUAUGCUACAAGCUACUGACGUUUGGUAUGUCCGUUGCAUAAAACCUAAUGAAAAAAAGGAGGCCGGUAAAUACAACGAGCAGCUCGUGCUGGAACAACUCCGGUACUUGGGCAUGAACGAGAUUGUGAGGAUCCGGAGGGACGGGUACCCGGUUCACCUGCCGACCCCGAUGUUCCAGGCCAGGUACAGGUGUUUACUGCCGCACCCGAGACCCAGCUGCCCGGAUAUCGCAACAAUAACAGCAAUAGUAAAUGCCACGAAUACAGACUGGCAGAUAGGGCAUUCGAAGAUUUUUAUGAGGACUUCGGUGCACUCUCCGCUUGAGGCCAAGAGGACCGCGUUAUUGCAGGCGUCUGCUUUGCUCAUACAGAAGUGGUACAAGGGGAGCGUGCGGCGCCGCCACUACGUGCAGUGGCGGGCGGCGGCCGUGGUGCUGCAGGCGGCGUGGCGCGGCUGGAAGGAGCGCUACACGUUCCUGCGGCUGCGGCGCGCCGCGCUCACGCUGCAGCGACACCUGCGCGGAGCCUUCGCCAGGGAAGUGGCUGCGGCGCUCCGGGAGAUGAAGAGGGUCAACCAGGAGAUCAAACUGAGGGAAGAGCGCAACAGUCUCCAAGAGAAACAAGAGCAGGAGCGUGCCGAGCUGGAGACGAUGGCGGACCAGCUGCGGGGGCUGUCCUGCGCCGCGACCAACCGGGCGGAGUCCGUGAACCUGGACAACUUGUUCGACUUCCUGGCCGACGUGCCCACGCAGCGGGGCGCGCCCGACGGCGAGCCGGACCUCAGGCAGCCCACCAUUGCGGAGAUCGGGGACUCCAUGGAGAGGCUGGCUGAUGAUCUGCACCAAGAGCUGGAACAUGUCUUAGCAGCUGAAAUGAACGAAUUAAGCAAAUCCCAUACGGAAGCUCAACGCAAGCCAGACGGUGCUCCAUCGGACGCCAUCCCCCCACCGCCCCCCACUUCUCUACCACUUCAUUCGGUCAUAUCCCCACCACCUCCAGCCUCUCCGGUAAUGUCGCCAUUAAAUGGACUAUCGUCGCCAAUGAGUAACGGCACUCCUAUGUCCAACGGUGAUGCGAUGACGUCAUCAUUAAUUCUCCCGCCUCCCCCUCCUUUGGAAGAUUCGGCCGAGGAUUCCCCAGUCUUUCCUCCACCUCCGACGCAAUGUUCGCUACCGGAACCUAUUGGGCCACCGCCUCCUCCACCAGCAAAAGAUACAACACCUCCGGAGCUGACGAACGGUAUAAUACCGAACGGGAAGCUGACUGUUAUCAACGGCAAGGAGCCGAUAUACGAGUCGGUGAUACCGCGCCCGCCCUCUGACGGCGCGCCCAAGGACGCGGCGGUCGAACCCCCGCCCCCGCCCCCGCCACCCCUACCCGAGACCAAUGGACUCACCGAAGAAUACGACGCCGUGCCAACAGAAGCGCCUCCGCCGGCGCUACCUAAUGUGACGUCACAAGACACCCCCAUCUCCCCUCCUCUUCCAAUACCAAUGGACACGUGUGUUAGUCCACCGCCCGCAAUGAACGGCGAUUCCACUAGUACUGAACGUAACGCCCGCCGGAAAGAACGUGUCGAACGUCGACUGAAUCAAUUAGAGGCGGCGUCUCCCCCCGCCACCGCCGCGCCCCCUACCACACCCCCUGCAGAGUCGAGCAACGAUUUUACGGAAUUUGCCAAGCUUUGCUUCAAUGAUCACCCUAGAUCGCCUGAAGGUACAAUCAUGGCAACGCUGACACGCAAGAGCAAGUCGAUGGAGCUACUCACCAAAGAGGAAAUGGUGACUUAUCACAAAGGGAAUAAUAUACCAACUUCGCAUAUACAACUUCAUGAUCCGGAUAGUGUCACGACCGCUGUCAAUAUAUUUAGGGAACUGUGUCGAUACAUGCGAGGGGAAUUGACGGCGGAGAAGGAAACACAAGUUAUUCAGUCACUGAUCGGGAAAGGAUUGGAAAGAGAAGAAUUGAGAGAUGAAAUAAUCGUUCAGUGCGUCAGACAGAUAACAGAUUGUCCGGUGGAAGAAUGGGCGGAAAGAGUAUGGCUGAUACUCUGUCUGAUAGCUGUGGCUUGGCAGCCCAGCCGGGGCUUGGCUCGGUACUACAGCGGCUGGCUGCGAGCGCGCGCCCGCCUCGCCGCCGACGCGGACUCGUCGCCGGCGGGUGCGCCCGCCAGCACGCCCGCCGCCCGCGCCGCACACUGCGCGCAGUGGUGCCUCGACAACUGUAGGGGGGCCGCGCCGAGACAACUGCCGCCCAGUACUGUGGAGAUCGCGGCGAUGCGUCGUCUCGGCACGAUAGUGUGCCGGUUCUUCUUCCUGGACGGUCGCACGAAGGCGAUCGACGUGCACCCCGCGGACACGGCGGCGGCGGCGGCGGCGCGGCUCGCGGACAAGCUGGGCCUGUCGCCGCACGCGCGCGCCGGCUGGGCCGUGUACCAGCAGCGCGCCGGCAAGGAGGAGCACGUCCGCGCCACGCACUACCUGUAUGACGUUAUCGCCGCUUGGGAAAUGCAACAGGGUCCCGGCGGUGGUUCGGCCGACAAUCGGUUCGUCUUCAAGCGCCGGUUGUUCCGCGGCGGACGCGAGCUGCCCCACGAUCCAGUCGAAGUGGCCUUGCUCUAUGCACAGGCGGUCCACAGUGUAGUCAAGCUGGACGAGUUCCCGGUGUCGGAGAAGGUGGCUUUGCAGCUGGCAGGCCUACAGGCGCAAGUGUCUCUGGGCGAGCCGCCGCCAAGCCCCCCGCCCCCGCACACCCGCGCCUACUACGCUCACCCCGAACAGUUCCUGCCGCAGCGGAUCGCCAGGCCUCGUCCUGCCCAUCAGUGGGCGACAAUACUCGCUCAGGCGCACCGGCAGUACGGCGCCGGGCGGGCGGAGCUGACCGCCAAGGCUCUGUACCUGUCGUGCGUGAUGCAGUACCCGCUCUACGGAGUCACGCUCUUCCCCGUCACGUACAAGGGCUACUGGGCACACGGUCCAAACGUAAUGCUGGGCGUGGGUUCGGAGGGCGUCGUCCUGGUGCGGCCCGCAGACAAGGUCGUACUGGCCGAGUACCCGUACGGCACCAUAGCCGCUCUACUCAUGGACCCCGUCGACAACGGACUGACCAUCAGCCUCACGCACCACGGACAGCACGACGGUUUGAGGUGUAUAGUGCUGGAGACUAGUCAGAAGCACGAGGCGGCGUGGCUGAUGGCGGCGUACAGCCCGGUGCUGGGCAACGGCCUGGCGGACGAGCCGCCGCGCCGCGCCGCGCCCGCCUCGGAGCGGUCCCGCCUCGCCGUGGCGCUGCGCUCCGCCCGCCGCGCGCUCGUCGACUGCGGCCUGCUGCGCCGCCCCGCCGAGCAGCACGCCGGGAACUUCCUCAGGAACACGCUUAGGAGAUUGAGCAAGCACAGACUUGAGAAGCUGCGUCAAGACAUCGACGCGGACAGCCAGAGCGAGUGCUACAAGGGCUUCCCGGUGCCGUACUGGUGCUGGUCGCGCACGCUGCCGCACAGCCUCACCAAGCUGAACGAGGCCGAGGAAGUCGCCGCUAUGCAGAUAUUCAAGGAUAUAAUGAGUCACGCCGGUUUGAACACGAACGAGGGUAGUACGAACAACCUCGCUAACAAUAACAGCGUCAGUAGCCAGGAGAGCGACAGCGACGACAGAGUCGCCCUAGCUCAAACCCUCCUGCAACGCUGCCUGCAGAAGGACACGCUGCUCAACGAAAUGUACAUGCAGCUCAUCAAACAGACGACGGAAGCGCCGGAGUCGGCGAAGCACGUGUCGGCGCGGCACUGGGCGCUGCUGUGUGCGGCGGUGGGCGCGGCGCUGCCGACCGCCAAGCCGCUGCGGAGGCUGCUGCUGGCGCACCUGCGGUACAGGGCCAUCGCGCUGCACCACGGCCAGGAGGGGAAGUUCGCGCGCAGAGCUGAACAGGUGGCGCUGAGUACGGCUCAAGUAGCUCGUCGCUUAUCCGCCCCGUCCAAAGAAGAAAUACUGUGCGCUGCUGCCCGGAGACCUCUACACGUCCGAGUGCUGUUGUUGGACGGGAAGCAGCACGGGCUCGUGUUCGGACCGGCCGCCACUGCCGAUCACCUGGUCACCAUGCUCAGGGAGAAGAUUGGGCUCAGCGAGUCUGCUACCGGUUAUGCGUUGUACGAGGUGUGCGCGAACACGACGGGUGCGGGCGAGCGCGCACUGGCGGGCGCCGAGCGGGCGGGCGACGUGCUGGCGCGCUGGGAGAAGGCUGGGGCCACCGCUGCCGCCUGCAGGCUGGUGUUCAAAAAGCGUCUGUUCCUCGGCGACAAGCCGCUGCAGACGUCGUGCCCUACGGAAAUGGAGCUGUUGUACUAUCAAGUGUUGCACGCGGUGCGACACGACCGCCUGCCCAUCGAGACCGAUGAAGCGGUGAUGGUGGCGGCGCUGCACGCGCAAGUGGUGGGCGGCGAGUGCUCUGGCGGCGAGGAGUGCGCGGCGGUGGCGGGUGCGGUGCUGCCGGCGCGGCUGGCGGGCGCGGCGCUGCCGGCCCCCGCGCUGCGGCGCCACCACCUGGCGCUGCGCGGGACCACGCCGCACGCCGCCAUGCAGCGCGCACUCACGCUCGCCUCCUCCUGGCCGCUCACCAGGGCCACCGUCUUUGACGUAAUGCAAUCGUUCACGUCGAACUGGCCCCGCGCGCUGUGGCUGGCGGUGGACGCGCGCGGCCUGACGCUGCUGAGGCGCAGCUCGCGCGUGGCGCUAGUGUCGCACGAUCACGAGCAGCUGCUGGCGGUGUCGCCGGCGCCUCGCGCCCUCCUCCUAGUCACGCGAGCCGACCGCAAACACGCCAAACUUGUGCUCUCAACUGACCAGGCAUAUCAAAUAGCGACCCUGAUCAAGGAUUACAUUGAGGCCGUGCGCGGCCCGGUGUCGCCCGCCGUGGCGGACGCGUGCGGCGCGGGUGCGGCGCCCGCUUCGUGACCCGCGCCCGCCUAGUGCCAGUGCUUCCACGUGCGCUGAGCGCCGCGCCGCCGCGACACCGCGACACCACCGCACGACGCCGCACCUGAACGACGACUGGCGCGCCACCACACACACCCGAGCGUUUUUGGAAACUAAGCUUGUCUAUGUUAGCCGGUAUCGGUCUCCGCUAAAACGAUGACGUCGACAAAUCUUACGUAACGCACUAGCUUUACGAAACGUGACGUCAUUUCGUUUAAGUGUAUCGAAAAUCGAUUUUUUUGUUCGAUUUGAAUUCGUUAUCGAUAUAGGAUACUUAAAUAGUCAUAUUUCGUUUGUAGUGAUGUUAAUGUGCAGUGAAAAUAUCAGUGGCUUUGUUUGAACUCGAAAGAUAGUUGGCCAUAAACGAAGUUAUAGAAUGAUGGGCGUAAAUAGGUGUUUUAUGAAAUUUAAAUUUAAAAACGAAUUGAAAUUAUAAAUUUUCGGAAACACCUAAUAAAUACGUUUUGUAUGAAACUAUAGAUAUGGCAAUCUCGACUAAGCUGUCACUGCGAUUUACGCUUUACUGUGAAGCUUUGUUAUAAUAUUUAUACUAGGCAAAUUUCUGGUUUAUAUUAAUAAUGGUAUUCGAGGACUAUUGUUCUUCGAUUAUACAGUUAUUAAAUAAACUAUUCGCUCAAUUAUAAACUUGGAUAAUACUAACGACUGACGCUACGACCGGCUGUAAGUGAUUAUUUUUAAAUUUUAAUACGGUCAUACGAUCGUGAUUUAAACUAAACUAAACGUUUCAUUGGGCUUUGUGUUUGCUAAAAAAAAUUAUAUACAUCGACUCGGAUAAUAAAACAGGUGGAUUAAUAGAAGUGGUGUUCGGUUUGGUGUGCAGCAAUGGACGAUUUAAUUUGCCAUGCCACGGGGAAGCAAUCUACACGAAUAAUAGUAUAUAUAAUAAAUAGUUCAACGGUUUUAACAUUUAAAAUUAAUCGUUAUAUUCCCUUCUUGUAGAUUUCUUGUAGUAGAUUGUGAUUUUAAACAGGAAAAAAUGGGUAAAAUAUUGACUUGAAUAUUGUAGUAAUCUAUGUGGCAUGUGAACUGGUCGUACUAGGAGGAUCCCCACUUAAGUGGGAACCAUCGUCUUAUUACUGCCGCGAAACAGUUGUGUUCCAAUUAUAAAUGGCGUGAUCGUUGUCAUACGAUUCAGCAUUCAUGGUUCGUUUGCCGAAAUACAGAAAAACCUAUCAAAUAAAGCCAUCGGUGGAUGCUCGUCUCGAAGUUUUACAACAUUUUUUUCAAUUUAAGACACAAAAUAUAUUCCGGUAUUAUAGAUGUUAUUCGAUAUCAUUAAUGUUGUUACUGUUAAGAAAUUUUGAUGUUUUUAGAUAGAGAUGUUCCGUGAUAUCGAUUACUUCAUCAUUAGGGUUAUCCGUUCCCCUUGAUCUAUGGUAUUUCUUUUUAAAACAUCGAUAUUGUAAUGAAUGUAUCGAAUGAUACUAAACUAUACGAAAUAUUAUCGAUAACUUGGUAUUUAGCUGAGCCUGACCCACUAUUGUUUAACUACAUCUUAAAUAGUGCGUAUUUGAUUUAAGUAUUCUAAUUAAAUUAUACACUUAAAAAAAUUGUUGUGUGACAUAUAUUCCUAUAAUUUUUACCUUAUGACUAUUUGAAGCCCCAGAAAUAAAAAUGUUAAGAAAAAAUAAGUAUUUAAAUAGUUUACUGAAGUAUUAAACUAAAUGAUCUCUUAUUUUUUCAUUAUUAACAAUACUCCCAACGAUAUACAUAGUACUAAUUGAAUGUGACAUUGUGGAUUUACUUUUGAAAAUGUUUCAAUUACAAACAUGUAUAAAUGUCGUUGUUCAAUAAGAUGAAUUGCUUUAAAUUCUAUAAUAGUUCCCAUCUUGUUUCGUGCCUUGUAUAAAGCUGAAUUAUGUUGAAUUAUGUGUGUUUUCUACAAGUCGAAAUUGUUGAUGGAAAUAAUAAGAUUUCCCUAACUUGUUGGCACACAACAAUGCUGUUUCAUCUUGCAGAACACAUAUAUUUUUCAACAGACAUGUAAGCUUUUUCAGUGAUCAUUUGUGUGCAAAUUUUAUUGUAAAUGCAAAAUAAAUAUUCAUUGUUUUAAAACGAUCAACUCUUAUAAAAUAUAAUCGUGUUUUAUGCACAAUGUUAUAUCUCAAAUAUUUAUUGUAGAAAACAAUUAGAUAUUUAUGAUUCGAUCAUAGGAUAUGAUCGACCCACUCGGGUUGAAUAUAUUUAAUAUUAUAAAAAAAUAUAUUAUAUUAUGAUAAAAUAAAGUGUGAGGUUAGAAAAGAAAAAUAAAUACUGUACUUGAAAGGUAAGUUAAGUGAACAUUAGGUAAAUUACAUUAGGCUUCAACAAAAGUUUGUUUUUGAAUUGAAUUGAAUUGAACUUUAAAUUAAAUUCAAAAUGUGUUUUUAUGUAAUAGAUUUGUGUAUGUUCUAAGUCCUGAUAUUUAUUUUAACAAACAUUCUUUCGGAUCUACUCCGAAUGACUUGUUUCAUAUUGACAAAAAAUCGCAUUACUGUGUACCUAAUUGGUAUUGAUCAAUUUUAAAUCAAUCAAUAUAAACGACGAUUGGCAAUAAGGUAAUCUCUGACAUUAUGUAAUAUGAAUACUUUAUUUAUUAUAGUGAUAAUAAUAAUUGCUUUUAAACCUAAAACCAUUUUAGUCCAAUAUAAUUAAUUGUAUGUACUCUGAUUUUCUUAAUGGAUGCAUUCUUUACAUGCAAAUUCAUUUGGUGCUUAAUUUGACACAAAUAUAUAGGCUUGUGUCUGAUCUCAAAACUGAGUAUUAUUUUCGUUAGAUGCCAUACGAAUAAUACGUAGUAUUCAAUUCACUAUUUCAUUAGUUAUACUAAUAUUUGCACAGCCGAUUCGCAAUUAAAUGGAAUAACUGGUGUCUCUUGUGAACAAACCCUAUAACAA